AUGGUUUCCUUUUGGCCUCCUUUUGAAGAUUGGCCGAGCCGACAUCGGUCUCGAAGCAGCCACUCUACGUUUUAUUCGUCGGCAUACCUCGAUACCAGUUCCACUAGUACUGGUCUCAGCAACCUACGGAAACGAUGCCUACACUCUUAUGCGGAGAGUGCUGAAUAUGUGCGGCAACUUCGACUUUUGUCUCGUCCUCCUCAAGUUCCUCCAGGUGCGGUAUGUUCCCUUCGGGGCGCACCGUUCCUUGAUAGCCGAAUCUCUGGUAACCAACCACUCGGGCCAUACCCCUCAGAGUCUACGUUCAACGAUCGCCUGGUCAUAGCAGCCAAUCCAUUCAUGGACGAGGGACUUACUACUCCCAUUCGCGCCAGAAUGCGAAAUGACCAUCCUAUCGUGUUCACUCAUGGGGAUCUCGCGCCUCGAAACAUCAUGAUGCGAGGCUCUGAGAUCGUAGCCAUUGUCGACUGGGAAGAGUCUGGAUGGAUGCCGGAGCAUUGGGAGCUGGUGAAGCUAAUGUGGUGUACAGGUAUGGAAAAGAACUCGGGCUGGGCCCAAUUGAUGUUGGACAAAUUUGCACAUGAAGAAGAGAGUUGGAAGAUAGACAAAGAAUUGUCAGACAUAAUGGUUGGGGCUUUCUAG
Serpula lacrymans var. lacrymans S7.9 is the source of this 642-nucleotide messenger RNA. RefSeq lists its product as uncharacterized. The coding region runs from base 1 to 642 and encodes 213 amino acids. The transcript has a single exon. Lineage: Eukaryota; Fungi; Basidiomycota; Agaricomycetes; Boletales; Serpulaceae. The record is from RefSeq and is a predicted model, not a curated record.